Molecule: messenger RNA, 2326 nt
Organism: Chlamydomonas reinhardtii
Lineage: Eukaryota; Viridiplantae; Chlorophyta; Chlorophyceae; Chlamydomonadales; Chlamydomonadaceae
Exons: 1
Coding region: 172-1434 (420 amino acids)
Biological process (GO): tRNA wobble adenosine to inosine editing
Cellular component (GO): nucleus; cytoplasm
Molecular function (GO): tRNA-specific adenosine-34 deaminase activity
Source: RefSeq, a predicted model, not a curated record
GCUGAAUUGCGGCUAGUGACCUGUGACCGAACCGGAUUCUCUUGCCGCGCGUCGCCCGUAUCCAAAAGAGGCAGGCUCUCUUAAUAGAAUUCAUGUAUUGGCCGUAGCGCGCGUAGUGCAAAGCACAGCGUCACGGGCGACCGCUUAGCGCAUUGGUCUGGAGUCGCGCCCAUGGAGGUCGAUUCCAUCGCCGACGGCGGCGAGCUGCUGCCGCCGAUCGCCUUCAGAACGGCGGUCAUGGUGCCCAGCCAGACGGAACUGCUGCUGACCACCGUUCCGCUGGCUGUGGCGGCGUUCCCGGCCAAGGCGGGUAACGCGCUAAUGCGCACGCUGGGAAACGUGGAACCGCUGGCGGACCACAAGCACCUGAAGCGGGUCCGUAAGGCGCCUGACGAUGGCAGCCUGCUGGAAGUCAUCUUGUGCGCACUGCCUUCCUCAGCACCCGCUAAAGACGGCAGCAGCGGCGCUGACGGCACUCCUGGCGCAGCCGCUGGAGGCGACGGCGCCGCCGCGGCCGAUGCCGCAGGGGACCAGCCGGCGGAGCUGCCACUGCAGCAGCUGCCGGCCGAGCUGCAGGCGUUGUACAGUCAGCAUGGCGGCGUGCGGCUGCGGCUGAUGCAUGGCGCGGCCGUGCCGCCGCAGACGCGGGCGCAGUGGGAGGUGUGGACCAAGCUAUGGCCCAUCACUUGGCGCAUACCGGAGAACGGCACGCCCGUGACGGAGGAGACGCCGGUGGACGAGCGCACGCAGCGCUACUUCGAGCACCACAUGCGGCGAGCCAUCGAGAUGGCGGCCGCUUCGCGGCUUGACAACGCCGCCAUCAUCGCACAGCCGCCGUCGCUGGUGUCGCUGGCGGAGGCGGUUGACGGCACCAUGCUGCACCCGCUCCGACACGCGGCCAUGGCGGUGGUGGCAGUGGCGGCGGACCGGGACCUGGCGCUGUGGCCGCCCACGACCACCGUGGCCCAGGAGGCAGAGGGCGCAGAGGGAGGCGGUCUGGGCGGUCUGGGGGCUGCUGCGCAGCAGCAAGAGGAGGCGGCAGCAGCGGGCGAAGGAGGCGAGGUCGCAAGCAAGCGGCCGCGGUUGGGAGAUGGCUCUGCACCCACGCAGCAGCCGGUAGCGGUUGGGAUGACCAGUGACGCAAUGGAGCCGGCGGCGGUAUUGACGGCGGUGACCGCGGGUACGCGGCCGUACAUGUGCACGGGGUACGACAUCUUCCUGGUGCGCGAGCCAUGCAUUAUGUGCGCCAUGGGGCUGGUGCACUCGCGCGUGCAACGGGUCAUCUACUGCCAGUCCGACCCGCAGCACGGCGCGCUCGGGGGCCGGCAGCGGUUGCACGCCUGCAAGUCGCUCAACCACAACUAUGAGGUGUUCCGUAUGGAGCGGCUGCCGGCGGCGGCGGCGGGCGGGGCGGCCACGGAGCAGACAAGCUAGGAUCGCAGGGGGCUGAGAGAAAAGCGAACGUUACGCAGGUGCGCGAGCGCGCAGCACGGGUCUAGGGAUUAGGGCAGGCACCGGUGAUCCCUCAGCGCUUAUUCAUACUUGAUUGCGCGAUCUGUGUUUGUCGGCCCAUUAGUGACCCAUGCACACGUUACGAAGAGGUGAGUGCGACGUUGUGAGACCUGCACCGCCACUCCGCCAGCCACGGUUGGGCGGCUUGCGACUGUGGCGGAAUGAUUGUUGCAGCAUGCGUGUCUGGUGGCAUGGCCGCGCUGUGGUGUGCGAAACUCCAAACGUCCGAUGCACGUGGGAUACGGUAGCAGGGUGGUAACACCCCUGGACGGAAGUCGUGUAGGCGUGCAGAUGCCGGGUAUGUGAGUUGGCGAAUGUCUGAGGGUGUGCAUGGCAUAGGACUUCAGUGGCCCUGCAGUAUCAGGCAUUGAGCGCUGUAAAGCAUUCUCGGUCACAGGGUCUAUGCGUUGGAAUCGUAAGCUGCAGCCCAUGUCUGCAGGUGGCAGCAGGCGUUGGACAUUGGCACGUGUUGUGGCACAUGAAAAGGAACUCACGGCACCACAGGGCGUUGGCUGCCGAUUGCCUUAGGUCAACAGUUGAGGCGCAAAGGCGCUACACCAGUACAACCUCACCGGCUCACCCCGGCACGCCUGCCGGCCCACUCUGGCUCACCCAGUCACCCACCCUAUAGCGCAAUCUAGUGCUGUAGUCCCGGCUGUCUCUUCCCGCUGCUGUCCAGCCUUGGCGUUGGCUGUUAUGUGAAUUUGGGUGUGAAUGUAACGGGCCUGAAUGCGUGAGUGGUUCAGGCGUGGCCUGGUUGAGCGUAACUGGCAGCUAUUUUUUACGGCUGCCUUCAUGCAAAGUUCACACGGAG